Messenger RNA from Malassezia vespertilionis, 1341 nucleotides. RefSeq names its product mannosyl-glycoprotein endo-beta-N-acetylglucosaminidase. The record is from RefSeq and is a predicted model, not a curated record. NCBI's taxonomy places the organism in Eukaryota, Fungi, Basidiomycota, Malasseziomycetes, Malasseziales, Malasseziaceae. The transcript has 4 exons. Bases 1 to 1341 code for a protein of 446 amino acids. Gene Ontology annotation, biological process: protein deglycosylation. Gene Ontology annotation, molecular function: mannosyl-glycoprotein endo-beta-N-acetylglucosaminidase activity. Gene Ontology annotation, cellular component: cytoplasm.
AUGAUUUCCAAGGCGGCUACACAGAAGACGCGUCUGUGCAAGGGUAUACGUUUGAACAUUGUCUCACUUCCACCGCAGGAAUGGGUGUUUGCAGCGCAUCAGCACGGCACGCCCAUCCUUGGCACGUUAAUAUUUGAAUGGGCCGAAUCGCUGCCGGACCUGCGUACGCUCCUCGCAGGCCCCCAAGCACUGCAUACUCCUUUUGCACAUACCUUUUCGAAGCACUAUGCGGACAGGUUGGUUACUUUGGCAGAGCAGCGAGGCAUUCAAGGCUUUCUCAUCAAUGUAGAAGCGCCGCUCAAUUUGACGCCGACAAAAAACGCACUGCUGGAAGCCGUGUAUCGUACGCACAGCGCCGAACUGCUGCGCCAGUGGGUAGAAUAUUUUCGUAUGGAAGGAGAGCGUCGCAUUGGUGAUACAUGGCAGGUGGUGUGGUAUGAUUCCGUCAUUUACCCGGCGGGCCAACUCGCAUGGCAGGACGCGCUUACGCCUGCAAACGCGCCCUACUUUUCAGCGGCGCAUGCUAUAUUCACAAAUUACACUUGGUCGGAUCCAAAAAGAUUGAAUGUACAGGAGGGAUUCCAUCCCGCUCUUUUGCUGUCUGCUGCAAUGGCCGACUCGCUCUGCAGGGCCAGAAACAGUGUCUAUAUUGGCAUCGACGUAUUCGGACGUAACUGUCAUGGCUGUCUCGAUACGUACCGCUCGUUGGAUAUGAUCGGGCCACAAAAUAGUCGCGUAAUACCUCCUCCCGACCAGGAAGCCGACCUUGCCGACGAUGGUGCUGCUCUGGGGCUCAGCGUUGCGUUAUUCGCACCGGGAUGGACAUGGGAGCACAAGGAACAAACGUGGGAAAAAUGGUGGGAAACGGACCUACAUUUUUGGGCGUCUGGACCGCACGCCGUUGCUCGCUACUUCUCGCCGCGGCAUAUUCCUUUCCACCGCGCAUUCCGUACCAACUUUGGCCGCGGCGCUGGGCGGAAUUGUCCUAUCGAGAUUACACCGUCGUUUCUGCCCACGGAGUGUGCUGUUGUGUGCACAACUUUGCCCAACGCAUGGGUCGCAUACGAAACAAGUCCAGUCGCUGUGCAAAUCGUCCUGGGGCAGCUCGACGUGUACGUCCCUCACGAUCAUGAAGUGCACGAAGCAUCACUGGACGGUAACAUGGCACAAUGGCCUGAUUUUGCACCAUACGCGGGGUACGAAAUCUUCCUGCUCGACAAGGAGCCUGUAUGGCUCGGCACUUGCAGUGCGCCGUGUGCACACGUGCCAGAUACGGAAAGCAUGUACGAAAUUCGCUCCAUUGGCGCGCUACCAGGCGACUCCGUCGCGUAUCUUCCGUGA